Messenger RNA from Cordyceps fumosorosea ARSEF 2679, 408 nucleotides. RefSeq lists its product as hypothetical. The transcript has a single exon. The coding region runs from base 1 to 408 and encodes 135 amino acids. NCBI's taxonomy places the organism in Eukaryota, Fungi, Ascomycota, Sordariomycetes, Hypocreales, Cordycipitaceae. The record is from RefSeq and is a predicted model, not a curated record. Gene Ontology annotation, cellular component: lipid droplet; prospore membrane; ascospore wall.
AUGCUCGGCAAGCCUACCAGCCCCGCCAUCUACACACCAUGGAGCAUCAUUCAGAUCGUUGAGCUUAUAGUGUUUCUGCCCCUGAAUUUGAUUCCUUACGUGGGCACUCCGGCUUUCAUCAUGAUCACUGGCGCGCGACUGGGAAAGUUGGCACACUAUCGCUGGUUCCAGCUCCGAGGCCUGUCCAAGGCGGAGCAGAAGAAAGAACUGAAACGCCUCAGCUGGGAAAACCUAUGGUUUGGCUCCGUGGCCAUGAUUCUGGAGCUCAUCCCCAUUCUUUCCUUCUUCUUUCUCCUGACGUCCUCUACCGGAGCUGCGCUGUGGACUGCGCGAAUGGAGCACGAGGCCCGACAGCGCGAUCUAGAGGCGGCUGCAGACCCAACUAGGCCUCCCCCAUACACGGAUUAG